CUCAGCGCCCUCGGCAGGCCCACCGGCUCCCGAGCCCUCCGCAGCCACCGGAUCCUCAGGAGCCGCCGCGGCCGCGCUGGAGGAGGGCGGGGAGCGGACCAUGUGAAUGGGCUCCGGAGCCUGAGUGCCGCACAGUUUUUUGAAGAAGCAGGAUGCUGAUCUAGACGUGGAAAAAUCUAAAUGAAGAUGCUGGAGCUGGGGCACCCUAGGAACUGCACCGUUUCAGAGUGAUGACCAGUUCACAGGGCCACCCCAGCAGCGGUAUUAGAAGACAUGUGGUGUAUAUAAAGUUUGUGAUAGUUGGGGGAAAUUUUGGAACUUAGAUAAUGGGCUGUGUGCAAUGUAAGGAUAAAGAAGCAACAAAACUGACAGAGGAGAGGGAUGGCAGCCUGAACCAGAGCUCCGGGUACCGCUAUGGCACAGACCCCACUCCUCAGCACUACCCCAGCUUCGGUGUGACCUCCAUCCCAAACUACAACAACUUCCACGCAGCCGGAGGCCAAGGACUCACCGUCUUUGGGGGUGUGAACUCUUCAUCUCACACUGGGACCUUGCGUACGAGAGGAGGGACAGGCGUGACCCUGUUUGUGGCCCUUUACGAUUAUGAAGCAAGGACGGAAGAUGACCUGAGUUUUCACAAAGGAGAGAAAUUUCAGAUAUUGAACAGCUCGGAAGGAGAUUGGUGGGAAGCCCGCUCCUUGACAACUGGAGAGACAGGUUACAUUCCCAGCAAUUACGUGGCUCCAGUUGACUCUAUCCAGGCAGAAGAGUGGUACUUUGGAAAACUUGGCCGAAAAGAUGCUGAGCGACAGCUUUUGUCCUUUGGAAACCCACGAGGUACCUUUCUUAUCCGCGAGAGUGAAACCACCAAAGGUGCCUAUUCACUUUCCAUCCGUGAUUGGGAUGAUAUGAAAGGAGACCAUGUCAAACAUUAUAAAAUUCGCAAACUUGACAAUGGUGGAUACUACAUUACCACCCGGGCCCAGUUUGAAACACUUCAACAGCUUGUACAGCAUUACUCAGAGAGAGCUGCAGGUCUCUGCUGCCGCCUGGUAGUUCCCUGUCACAAAGGGAUGCCAAGGCUUACCGAUCUGUCUGUCAAAACCAAAGAUGUCUGGGAAAUCCCUCGAGAAUCCCUGCAGUUGAUCAAGAGACUGGGAAAUGGGCAGUUUGGGGAAGUAUGGAUGGGUACCUGGAAUGGAAACACAAAAGUAGCCAUAAAGACUCUGAAACCAGGCACAAUGUCCCCUGAAUCUUUCCUCGAGGAAGCGCAGAUCAUGAAGAAGCUAAAGCACGACAAGCUGGUCCAGCUGUACGCUGUGGUGUCCGAGGAGCCCAUCUACAUUGUCACCGAGUACAUGAAUAAAGGAAGUUUACUUGACUUCUUAAAAGAUGGAGAAGGAAGAGCUCUGAAAUUACCAAAUUUGGUGGACAUGGCAGCACAGGUUGCUGCAGGAAUGGCUUACAUCGAACGCAUGAAUUACAUCCACAGAGAUCUGCGAUCAGCAAACAUUCUAGUGGGGAAUGGACUAAUAUGCAAGAUCGCCGACUUUGGAUUGGCCAGAUUGAUCGAGGACAAUGAGUACACAGCCAGACAAGGUGCAAAGUUCCCCAUUAAGUGGACGGCCCCCGAAGCAGCCCUGUACGGGAGGUUCACAAUCAAGUCCGACGUGUGGUCGUUUGGAAUCUUACUCACAGAGCUGGUCACCAAAGGAAGAGUGCCCUACCCAGGCAUGAACAACCGGGAGGUGCUGGAGCAGGUGGAGCGCGGCUACAGGAUGCCCUGCCCGCAGGACUGCCCCAUCUCUCUGCACGAGCUCAUGAUCCACUGCUGGAAAAAGGACCCCGAAGAACGGCCCACUUUCGAGUACUUACAGGGCUUCCUGGAAGACUACUUCACGGCCACAGAGCCCCAGUAUCAGCCGGGCGAAAACCUGUGAGACAGGGGUCAGCAGAGAGGCCAGUCCCAGAGGCUCCGCCCCUCCCCAUUAGCUUUCCAUCCGUAGCCAGCUGCUGGGGCAGCCAGAACCGUCCAGGAUCAGAUUGCAUGUGACUCUGAAGCUGACGAACUUCCAUGGCCCUCAUUAAUGACACGUGUCCCCAAAUCCGAACCUCCUCUGUGAAGCAUACGAGACAGACCUUGUUAUUUCUCAGACUUUGGAAAAUGCAUUGUAUCGAUGUUACGUAAAAGGCCAAACCUCUGUUCAGUGUAAAUAGUUACUCCAGUGCCAACAAUCCCAGUGCUUUCCUUUUUUAAAAAUGCAAAUCCUAUGUGAUUUUAACUGUCUUCACCUGAUUCAACUAAAAAAAAGUAUUAUUUUCCAAAAGUGGCCUCUUUGUCUAAAACAAUAAAAUUUUUUUUCAUGUUUUAACAAAAACCAAUCAGGACAGGUGUUUGGUUUUUUUUUCCUUUUUUACAAAUAUGAAUACAUAUAAUAUAUAUGUCCCUGUACAUACACCAUGUGGGUGCUAACGUGGAGACCAUGGCCAACCUGGACCACAAGCUUCAGGACCCAGAGUGAGGAUUUUACUGCAAAAUCAGUAGAAAAGCACUGAUGUUAUUCUGAAAAACCAGUGGCCUCAUUUUUGGCUUUUUCAAAGCAUGAAUUUUUUUUUUAAUUUGGAUUGCACUUUUUUGAUUCAUGACUAUACCUACAGAUGGCUGUUAGGUUGACUCUUUUCAGCAGCCCCCAAGCUGAAUUCAUAAAGCCUGUUUCCAAUAUUUGCUUCGACUUAACUGCGAUUUGUUCUUGAAACUUAAAAGUGGGCAUAUUUAAGCCAACCAACGGCCAAACUACUACGAAGGGAACUGGAAGAUGGAUACCACGCAAACUUCUUGUAUAAAAAUAUGAAUGCUGAAAUGUUUCAAACUUUUUUUAUUUAAUAAAUCUUGUAACCACAUUUAAA
This is a messenger RNA of Myotis myotis, 2907 nucleotides long. It is a transcript of the gene FYN, whose product is annotated as FYN proto-oncogene, Src family tyrosine kinase. Bases 327 to 1940 code for a protein of 537 amino acids. The transcript is spliced from 15 exons. Gene Ontology annotation, molecular function: non-membrane spanning protein tyrosine kinase activity; signaling receptor binding; ATP binding. Gene Ontology annotation, cellular component: extrinsic component of cytoplasmic side of plasma membrane. The record is from RefSeq and is a predicted model, not a curated record. Gene Ontology annotation, biological process: protein phosphorylation; cell differentiation; innate immune response. Lineage: Eukaryota; Metazoa; Chordata; Mammalia; Chiroptera; Vespertilionidae.